CUGCAUUCCCCGGCGUCUGCGACCCCGAGCAAGGCUGUGCAGCUGAAGAUGCCAUUGAAUAUCUUCAAGGUGUUCAAGAAGACCAAGUUCGUCCGCCCAGCAUCGCUGCAGGACCAGGUGCCAGUGCACGAUGUUGCCGCCAGCCUGGAGCGAGGCCUCGCGUCAAGGCCCAAGCCGCGGAAUCUGCACCAGGACAUUGAGGGCUUUCUGCCCUUUGGCGUGGUCCUCGCCAUCACAUCCACAGCGUCUGCAGCGGCCUGGGCGGCCCUGUUCUUCUGCUGGCACAAAUUCGACAAGGAAGAAGUGCCCUACGGUGAGUGCAUUAAUGCCCUAUACUGCAGAUGAUCCAAUGGGCAGGAGUGUAUCAUCUAUCUGGGUCGGGAUGAGUUGCUCGCUCCUCAGGUAUGCUGCAGCAGGUGCUCUCAUCCCGCAUCGUGUCCCAUCUUGGCCCCUACUGCCUGCCGCACAUCGUCCGCUCCCCUGUGCACGACACCGCCCUCAACCUUGUGGCCGAUGACCUUAUCCUGGACCACGAGCGCAGCAACGCUCUCGACGUCAUCGAGGGCAUCACGCAGCGGCGGGCGGCCGUCAGGGAGCUGCUAAGGAUAAAAGAGGAGCAGGUGGCGGAUGGGCUGCUCUCAUACAAGGCCUCACCGACCGGUGUGUUGGUAUAUACAUGAAGGGCAGAUCCAUGCACCCACAGUCAUGUGUGCCCGCGUGUAUAGGUCUUGAUUCGGCCGUCAAGCCGAGCGACUUCGGCGGGGAUGACAAUGACGAGACGGAGGGGCUGGUGCGGCGGGGCCUGAUGUGUUUCUGGCCGGUCGUGAAGGACCUGGUGAGGAACCAGACGCUGGGUGGCGCGAGCAAGCCGUACUCGCACCUGGAGUCGCAGACCAGGAUCAUCCUCGACCUCAUUGCCGAAAUGCCGCCAGAGGUAGCCAGCCACAUGAGCAUUCACACAUCCAUCCAUCCAUCCAUCCAAGCAUCAUGGCAUGGCGUGCUGCGUGUGUCUGUGCGUGCGUGUGCAGGACCGUGAGGUGCCGUAUUGGUGGCUGAAGGCCCUGGUCAACCAGCACUCAAAGCUUUGGGGACAGACGCCCAGCAAUGAGGAGCUCAGGGCCACACUCCUCUGCAAGCUAUUGCAGGUUUGCGAGGGGCGACGAGAACAGACAGACAGAUAGACAGACUCCUUCCUUCCCCUCCCCUCCCCCCUCACUGCUUGUUGCCUGUCUGUCUGUGCAGUGCCCCGCCAACUGCGUCAAGGUCUACCAUCGCGAGUUCGACGACUUCAUGGCCAAGCUCACUUAUGACGACGAACCCGAAACAGUGCCAUCACCACCUUCGCAACAGAGUGCUGCACCCAGCAGCAGCAGCAGCAGCAGCAAACGUGGCGACACGGCUUCCGGCGAGCGUCUGGGCGACAAGGAGGACAUGCCAGAGAGCACGGAGGCGAGCAGCAGAGCCACGACGGCCACGGAGCCGCCCCCUGUCCUGGUGAUGGAGUACCUCUAUCAGCCGGGGAGGGUGGUCUACUGGGGCGGCAUCAUGGUAGGGCGACUGAGACAGCGAGAGGCAGGCAGGUCAUCCAUGUGCUGUGCUUGGUGUGGGUGUGGGUACGCAGGGACUUAGCCACUGGCUUCUCUCUGGCGAGCAGCACGACCUUUAUCGCAGGGCCAUCCGGCUGAUCAAUCGCAGCGUCAAACGACACUACUACGCACAACAUCAGCAGCAGCAACAGCAGCAAGAGGCGCAAGAGACCGCCUCCCCCGCCCCACACACACCAGCCCCAUUGCCAUCCUCCGAGCAAGAAGCUUUCCGUCUGGACCGGCUUCUUAGCGCCGCGAUGUUCACUGAGGGCAACAAGGAGAUGGACGAGCCAAAGGACGACGGGAGAGGGGAGGGUGACGAGGGCAGCAAGAGCUGGGAGCUGCCCAAGGGCACAGAGGAAGUGCUGACGCUGCCAGUGCCUUUGCCGCGAGAAAGGAAGAGUCGGUCGCUGCAGACCAAGAUGGCUUUGAGGGUGCAGGAGACCAAUAUGGAGAUCUGUGCGCUGGUGGCCCUUCUCUCGCUGGUCUUCAAGGGGCACAUCAGGAAGGAAGUCUUCUGGCCAAUCGUGAGAGCUUAGCUUGACUGAGAUGAGAGAGGCAGGACAGAGAACCUUCCUUUGUGAGUGCUGUUCUGUGUUGUGUGUGUGUGUGUGCAGCUGAUGAAGGGCGUAAGGCGUUGCGUGACGGGUUUCGCAGUGCUGGAGCUGCUGUGGCGGGCGCAGGAGUACAUCAUCCAGACGGACAGAUACUACAACGACCCGCAGUUCAUGGUUGGUAAUCAUGACAACCACACACACACACACACACACAAGAGACAGACGCACAGGCCAGACUUUUCCUCCGCCUGUUCAGCUGUUGACCAGCGCGGCGAUGUGUGUGACCAACGUCCUGACGUGGUCGAGGAUAUUCAGCACACACAGAUAUGGUGGGUGGGUGGGCGAGGAGGGGGGCAGCACGGGACGCUCUUUGCUGAGCUCUUGCUGCUAUCUAUGCCGUGUGGUGCUCUGCUCUGCUCUGCUCUUGCUGCUAUGUCGUGUGGUUUGGUGUGUGCAGUGUUUGGGCCUUACCUGUUUAUACGGACCGUCAAGGACGGCUCAUCUGACGCAUACAGGCACUUAUGAGCGUGUCGAUGUGUGUGGGUAUGUGUCGGUAUCGCUCGUGCUGAUUGAUGGACCUAUCUACUGGUGCGGUGCGCACCUGCCAAUGUCCAAUGUGCUGUGUGUGUGUGGCUGUGCAUUUCGGUGGUGUACAUUGACUGACCUACCUGCCCGCAGCGACCGA
Vitrella brassicaformis is the source of this 2828-nucleotide messenger RNA. The record is from the annotation of a GenBank genome assembly. NCBI's taxonomy places the organism in Eukaryota, Vitrellaceae.